Diprion similis is the source of this 1489-nucleotide messenger RNA. RefSeq names its product delta-sarcoglycan (gene Scgdelta). Gene Ontology annotation, cellular component: sarcoglycan complex; sarcolemma. Bases 213 to 1415 code for a protein of 400 amino acids. Lineage: Eukaryota; Metazoa; Arthropoda; Insecta; Hymenoptera; Diprionidae. Gene Ontology annotation, biological process: heart contraction; cardiac muscle tissue development. The transcript has 6 exons. The record is from RefSeq and is a predicted model, not a curated record.
GAUAAGAAUAUCCUUAAAAAGCUUGUCAAAUGGCUAAAAUUUCUCGAAUCGAAUCAAAAUAUUGCCACAAAACUGAAAACUAAGUGGGAAGCGAGCGCGGUGUCCGUAUAAAUAAAUCGAAUAAAAAUCAUCUGGAAAGAUAAUAAUUCAGCACGUGCCUUACGACGCUCGAGGCGAGAAGGGCUCCGUUAAUUCCGUCUGAUACCUAGAAGAUGGACACCUCGCCAACCCUGAGCUUCGGAGGCUCGCGUGCUAGAACGGCGCUUCUAGCGACAACCGGAACCGGAAGUGCCGACAGGCGGGUCGUAUUUUUGGCAAGUCAACCAAACACAGGUGGACAUGAUACGAGAACGUGGCCUCAUCAAUGGUCGCCGUACAUGACUGGGAACAACCACAAAUCGCCAGACAAUUCACCGCAUACAGAGCACAAAUUAAGAAUGCCGAGGGGGCAGGUGGAUUGGUCGAGCGAGUCUGUGACGUCGAAUAACAUCGUUCGCCAGACGGUUUCGAAUUCCGCAGUCGCAGGUCCGUCGGGUGGAACGAAUAUGAGGAAUACCGAGUCGACCACCAACUGUGGGGGGUUUAGAUUAGGGGUAUACGGAUGGAGAAAAAGAUGUUUAUACUCUUUGGUGUUGUCGUUGAUGGUGAUGGUGAUUCUGAACAUGGCACUGACGCUCUGGCUGUUAAAAGUCAUGGAGUUCAGUUCGGAGGGAAUCGGUUCCCUGAAGGUUGUUCCUGGCGGACUGGAACUCAAAGGACAAGCCACUAUUCUGGACGCGCUUGUUGCGUCUUCGGUCAGAUCGCCAAAGGGGAGAAACUUGAUUCUGGAAUCAUGGAGCAACUUCACAGCUUCGGCAAGGUCUCGCGAGGGACGUUUGCUGGCCAAGUUCACGUUAGGCGAGGAGUGGCUCGACUGUGUCUCUAAGGGUUUUCGCGUCACGGACCCUCAAGGAGUAGUCCUAUUUUCCGUGGACAGCGAGCAGGUCGUCGUCGGGGCUGAAACGCUCCGAGUAACAGGUGUGGGUGGCGCUGUGUUCCAAGGAAGCGUCCAGACUCCAUUGGUUCGAGCGGAAUCUGGUCACGAUUUGAGACUGGAGUCGUCAACGAGAUCGCUGAACAUAAACGCACCCCAGAGAAUAACGAUAGAAUCGCAGGCGGGGAACGUGACGGCUUCGUGUCUUUCUGACAUGAAGUUGGAAAGCGUUAAGGGAAUCGUGAAGAUGGACGCAGCCUCCAUUUUCCUGAAGGGUCUUCAAACUGCGAAACCAAAUUCAGGAGGUAUUUCGGAGGACCAACACUCGUCAAGUCGUCAAAAAGAACCGCCGGCUUAUCAGCUCUGCGCUUGUGAAACGGGUAAAUUGUUCCUCGCAAGACCCGAAGGUUCUUGUCGCGCCGACGACGCUGUAUGUCGAUAGUUUUUCGUUUGCUUUUUUUUUUUUUUUUUGUCACUUUUUACCCUCGAAGUAAACCAGAAAAAACCACAGACAUA